AAAAAAUCAAGAAAGUCACAAGAUAACUUUUCUCAUUUAUGUGCUCUCUUCUGCAUCAGCGACUCGAGAUAGGUGGAAGUGGUGAUGCUGUGCCUGAGCCGCCUCCUGCACAUAUAUAGUCUACACAUCAGGAAUAAUUAUCUCUUAUCUCCAAUCUGAAAAUAGAGGAGACCAUUAGACUGAUGUCAUGAAUGAGUGAUUAUUCGCCUCUAAGAGUUCAUGCAUGUUCAAACCUCCCAUAAGCCUUGUUUUUGCUUGGAGUCUCUCGAAUAUGAAAGCCUUUUUUACUGUGCUCAUGUCUCUCAUGUGUGUAAACAUUAACUGUUGUCUUCAUAUAACAUCAUCUUACAAAUGUGAGUAAAGAUCACAGCGUUGCAAAGAGAAUACACACUCACAAACUCAAUUCCAUUCUAACUAAUAUCAGCCAGUGUUUUAAAGUCAAUGGAGCUACUGGAUACCUUCUGUAUUGGAGUUAGUUUAAUGAUUGUCCAGGAUAGUCAAACUUUUGUCCACUAAGAUAAUGUAGAAUUGGUUUUCCCCACAACCACACAUUCUUGUUUUGAAUGGUCUGUUGUUGUCCUGCUCAAAUACCAACACAGGAAAGUGUUGUGGUAGAUUUUUGUGCAAUGAAGAUGGACAGACAUGUACAGUAAAGUAGAUUUUACACCAACAAACAAUAACAAUUGAGAUUCUCCUCAUUAUGUCCGUGAAAAAUCAAUCACCAAUCAAAUCUCUGCCCUUGACAAACAUUACACGCCAACCCAAAGGUCCUCCUGAUAAACACGGUUUCCUGUCAUAUUUCCCUGUCAUGUGCAAAGAAAGUCUCCAUCAUUGGAGACUUUAACAUGAGUAGGAGUGAUAUUGAUGUGAUGAUCCAGUUGUAUAAACCUGUCCUGCCUUCUGAGAUAAGCGGCAGGUCGAGAGCACACUGAAGCUGUUCAUUGACCACUCCAGGAAACGUCUGACUUUCAAGCUGCUGUAUCAGAACAUUGACAACAGCUUUUUACAAUGCUGGCUGAAACUCAGGUGUCCUUGAUGGAUUAUUAACAAACGGAUAUGAACUUUAUUGUCUUUCGAGCACUUCAGACGGACUCGGCUUCUGUUGUAAGGGUGAACAGUGUUGGCCACUGUAAACCACAUGGAGAUUUAGUUUAGCUGUUGUUUCACUGGACUAUUCUACAAGACUGCUGCCUCAAGUAAAACGACACACAGCACCUUCUCGUCUGAACCAACCAUGGUUGGCACAGGUGGUCCAGUGGCCACCUUCUCCGUGUGGGACUAUGUGGUGUUUGCCGGGACAAUUCUGGGAGCAGCAGGCAUCGGCCUCUUUCAAGCCAUCCGAGGCCGCAAGGAGACCAGCUCCGAAGAGUUCCUUCUGGGCGGGCGGCAGAUGACGGCGGUACCGGUGGCCAUGUCUUUAACGGCCAGCUUCAUGUCUGGCAUCACAGUCAUCGGCACACCUGCCGAGGCGUACAUGUUUGGGGCAUCCUUCUGGCUGUUUGGCUUCUCCUACGCCAUAAUGUCCACCCUCACUGCCGAGAUCUUUGUGCCCCUUUUCUACAGACUGGAGAUCACCAGUGCCUAUGAGUACCUGGAGUUGCGUUUCAGCCGGCCCAUUCGAGUAUUAGGGACUUCAAUGUACAUUGUGCAGACGGCCCUGUACACUGGUCUGGUCAUUUACGCUCCUGCCCUGGCACUGAAUCAGAUCACUGGCCUGGACCUGUGGGGAGUGCUGGUGGCCACAGGGGCAGUGUGCAUCCUCUACUGCACCUUGGGCGGCCUGAAAGCAGUCAUUUGGACAGACGUGCUGCAGAUGGUGAUUAUGUUGGCAGGUUUUGUGGCUGUGAUAGCGAGAGGGGCAGUGCUGCAGGGGGGCGUGGCCAACAUCUGGGAAGAUGCCAGGCGAGGAGGCAGGCUGGAGGCCUUUGACUUUGACCCUGAUCCACUGAAGCGGCAUACUUUUUGGACCAUCACAAUCGGUGGCAGCGUGAUGUGGGCAUCCAUCUACGCCAUCAACCAGUCCCAGGUGCAGCGCUACAUUUCCUGCAAGACAUUGGGCCAUGCAAAGAUGUCUUUGUAUGUAAACAUGGUGGGUUUGUGGGUGACUGUGAGCCUCGCUGUGUUUGCCGGUCUCACCAUGUUCUCCAUUUACAAGAAGUGUGACCCGUUCACCAAUGGUGACAUUGACACCACUGACCAGUUGCUGCCUUACCUUGUCAUGGACAUCUUGGCAGACUACCCAGGAAUCCCUGGCUUGUUUGUGGCUGCUGCAUACAGCGGAACCCUGAGCACAGUGUCUUCCAGCAUCAAUGCCCUUGUUGCUGUCACUGUGGAAGACUUCAUCCGUCCCAUAUGCAAGAACCUGACACAGAAGCAGAUGACUUGGUUGAACAUGGGCCUGAGUGUAUUCUUUGGCGCCAUUUGCAUCGGGAUGGCUGGCGUGGCUUCAAUGUUGGGAAGUAUCCUGCAGGCAGCUCUCUCUAUAUUUGGCAUGGUCAGCGGACCUCUUCUUGGUCUUUAUCUGUUAGGGAUGCUGUUCCGCACAUCCAACUCCAUGGGAGGCCUGGCAGGAAUGGUACUGGGCCUGGUGUUGACCCUGUGGGUGGGGAUCGGCGGUCAGAUUUACCCGGCAACCAGUGCCAAGACAAACCCUCUGCCAGUCAGCACUGUGGGAUGCAACAGCACACACCUGUACAACACCACCACAACAGCUCCCUGGACCAGUCCACUGACCAUGUCACCUGAUGUUAGGCCUCCAUUAGCAGACUCCUGGUACUCUCUGUCCUACCUCUACAUCUCUUUGUUGGGCACGCUGACCACAGUUGUGAGUGGCCUCUUGGUGAGCAUGAUCACAGGUGGCUGCAAGCAAGAAAAGCUGAACCCUGAUCUCUUUGUGAGGAAAAGUGACUUACUGUGUUUUGGCUGCAACAGAAAAUCCCAGGCAUCAGGGGAAAAAGUCAAGCAUUUCCCACACUUUCAAACGCGAGCCGACAAGUCAGGACUUGCACACCCUGAGCUGACGAGAGAGGACGUUGAGAAAGUGACCAAACUUUAGGGUCAGAUCAUCACAUUGCACCUCUGAGAUGUAUUCAUCACAGCAGGGUGGCCCCUGCUGCUGGAUCUGUCUUUAAACACAUGUUCCAAGCCUUUGAUGGGUUUGUAUUCAAAUGAAAUGUAAUAUUACUGUGGACUUCAGCAGAGUCAAAUUCCUGUGAAGAAUCUACUCACUCACCACUAGAUGUCACCAGACGGUAUGUCAAUGGACUAAAGAGCAGUGGUCGCCAACUACCAGGACAAGAGAAACAUGAAAUCAUUUAUAAAGGACUGCAUUGACUUUGGCCUGUGCCACUAGACACACCAUAAGCUUGUUUAUAGAUGUACAAUAAACUUUUUAUGGGGAGUUGUUAUAACUUUGACAUGGCACAAUGCAUAUUAGCCAACAUACCAAAUAUAAAUGUGACAGAUUGUUGCCAAAGGCUGAUUUCCAUCUGCAUCUCAUUGCAAAGAAACAAGCUCCCACUAAUUCAGUGUUAUAGUGAGUUGUAUCUCUCAUGCACUUAUGUCUGCUGUUUUUAUGUGGCACAAGUGGAAAACCGGUCCCUGAAGAGAAUGCCGACAUUAAACCGGUCCGUGGUGCACCACUGUAUGGACAACACUGGCACCAUGUUUUGUUCGAUUACAACUGCAUUUUAAAGUCAUAUUUCCUUU
Molecule: messenger RNA, 3708 nt
Organism: Nerophis ophidion (straightnose pipefish)
Lineage: Eukaryota; Metazoa; Chordata; Actinopteri; Syngnathiformes; Syngnathidae
Gene: slc5a8l
Product: solute carrier family 5 member 8, like
Exons: 15
Coding region: 1235-3055 (606 amino acids)
Biological process (GO): sodium ion transport; propanoate transmembrane transport
Cellular component (GO): membrane
Molecular function (GO): organic acid:sodium symporter activity
Source: RefSeq, a predicted model, not a curated record